AUGCGCGGAGCUAAACCGAGACACUUCAAUACAGCACAAAUGGCUGCGAGUUUUUGCAGAACAACUUGUGCGUUUAUAUGGAUGUUUACAGUUAUUUCAGCCGCUCGAGUAUAUCCACCUAACGAAGGUAAGGAAAUACGUGGUUUGGAAUUGUUUUGCCUUAACUUAAGGGAGGGUACGGUUCUCCGAAAUAUUUUGUUAGGCUACUUAACGUGCCUUCUUAAUUGAGGGUCAGUUUUUCCCUUCAAAUUCGACCACUAUUGGAAACUGAUAUUUCUUAUUUCGCGAAUACAUAAUUGGAGUUCCUAACCGCUGCCAGGAAAGCACAGUUUUUCCUCUUUUAUUUGACUUUUAUCCAACAAUUUAAUCACAAGCCUAGAAUGAUGAAUGAUCAUCGCAAUCACUGCAAUCAAAAAAAUUUAUGCGGUUGCCCCCCAUACUAUCUUUCUUUAUCAGGUUCAGUCUUUUACAGUUUCGUUUUAGCUGAAUUUCAAUUUCAUGCAGGCAGUAGCCUACUCAGCCUACAGCAAUUUGAACAGGGGCACAAAUUAAACCUCAAUAUUCUGACAAAUUUCAAAUUUCUGACAGUGCCGUUUUAAGCAGCGUUCUGUGAUUUACGGCCUUUGCGCUACGGGUUUUAUCCCAAAUCCCAACCCAGUGUCAUGAGCGAGCUAUAUGUACAACGUGUAGCCCAAAAUCUAUACAUUCGUUCCAGUAUAUUUGAGAUAGUCUGUCUGUUUGUGAUAUUUUAUCGAUCUUAUAAUUAUCUUGCCAUAUCUGCAUCUGAAUGAAUACAGUAUGUAUGGACUCUUGUUGAGCCCAAGAGUAGUUGAAGAUUGAAUCAUUUCCAUGUAUUGCCAAUGGAAAUUGGAAAUCACCUUCCUUGCCUGUGUGUAACUGUAUGUUUCAGAGACAUUACUGGACACAAGGACAGUUCCUGGCGAGCUGAAAUGGGCGGCCAGUCCAACAGAAGGAGGGGUGAGUGGUCCUGCUUCAGUGAGAAUGUGUGUUUGCAAUGCAUGGGUGUACACAGGUAUACUAUGGGUGAGUAUUUUUAAAAAAUACUGUAUAGUCCAAGCUAGACUGCAUUCUACUGCAGUCUCCAUCUCCCUCUUUCUUGAAUGCUCACUCUCUCUCACUCUCACUUUCACUCUCUCCAACCUCUUUGUUAGUUUAAGAGUUAUUGGUGACCUUGACUCCUCCAGUCUCCCUGCGCUCACUUCUUUUACUGAACUGCUUGAUUGACAAGGUCCUGGUCCCCACGCACUGAGCCUUUUGAUUGCCAGCAUACCCCCCCCCCCCCCCCCCCUACCCAUUACACACACACACACACACACACACACACACACACACACACACCCCUCUCCACAUCACAGUCGGGGCCAGUGUACAGCUUAAUGACUGUGACAGCUGUGAUUUCUGUCCUGCAACAAAGACUCCAAAGGAGGGAAUAAAACUUGGAGUCAUACUCUAUGACAGCUCCUAUAGAACAUCUCCCCUCCUCUACACACACACACACUCUCUGGCUCGUUAUGUCUAAAGCUCUCACCAGCAGGGAGUGGGAACCACAUUAUUAUUCCAUGGUAAUGAGAUGCCAUAGUUAGGCAAGGUCACCGUACAACUCCAUAAAACGUCCUUGAUAAACUAUCCAAGAUAAACGCAUGGAAUGUUUUGUAGUCACUGAAGCUGAUUAUUGACUAGAAAUGACUUUGGUCUAAUGAUCAGAAUGUGUGUGUUCCCAGUGGGAGGAGGUGAGCAUCAUGGAUGAGAAGAACGUCCCCAUCAGAACGUACCAGGUGUGUAACGUGAUGGAACCCAGCCAGAGCAACUGGCUUAGAACCGACUGGAUCCCUCGGUCUGGAGCGCAACGCAUCUACGUCGAGAUCAAGUUCACUCUCCGGGACUGUAACAGCCUGCCUGGAGUCACCGGCACCUGUAAGGAGACCUUCAACCUCUACUACUAUGAGUCUAACAACGACAGAGAGCACUACAUCAGAGAGAGCAACUUUCUCAAGAUCGACACCGUGGCAGCCGAUGAGAGCUUCACUCAGGUUAGGACUCUUGGUUUGUUUUUACUCUCUUUGUUAAAUUUUAAGAUCUGACGGUGUGUUGAUGAUGUUUUUUCAAUGUGAAAAUUACAAUGAGGUAACAUUGUUGUGUUCUUAUCGCUAUUUAUUAUCAGUAAUUAUGUUAUUAUUAUGAUGAUUAGGUGGACAUUGGGGACCGCAUCAUGAAGCUGAACACGGAGGUGCGUGAUGUAAAGGUCACAACCCGGAAGGGUUUCUACCUGGCGUUCCAGGAUGUUGGCGCCUGCAUCGCUCUGGUUUCUGUACGUGUCUUCUACAAAACCUGCCCCCUCACUGUCCGCAACUUAGCAACCUUCCCAGAUACCAACACCGGGGCUGACACUUCCUCAUUAGUGGAGGUCAGAGGGUCGUGCGUGAACCAAUCAGAGGAGAGGGAGGAGCCCAAGAUGUAUUGUGGCGCAGAUGGGGAAUGGCUGGUUCCCAUUGGUGGGUGUGCCUGUAACCCGGGAUACGAGGAGAAAGGCGGCGCCUGUCAGGGUAAGGCAUUUGAUUUACUUUUAAUUUAAUGACCACAUUUUCUUCGAAAUUGUAUCGAACCCCGGGCACAUGAACUUAGUCGACUGAGCUAAAGUUAAGUCCUCAGCUCUUGGACCUCUGGAAGAUCGAGGGAGGGAAAUAGGAGAGACUGGAGAGAACAGACGUUCUGACGACAGUUUUAUAGCACGCCAUUACUCUCUCUGAAUAGAGUCUCUAUUCAACACACACACACCAGUUGAGCGUCAGUGCUUCAGUAGGGAAUGAUAUACAGCUGUGGGUCUAUUCUCACAAUCGUAUUUAUGAUGGCCAUUCCAGCAGGCUAAUUACAUAACAAACGGCUAAAACUUUUAAAGGCCUGCGGACAGAACAGAGGGUGUGUGUGUGAUAGUAGUGAAAAGGCUAGCUAUCAAACUUUUAUAUAUGUGACAGACACCAGGUUCUCUCCCUCCCUCUCUCUUCCUCUCCAUCCCUCUCUCUCCAUCCAUCCAUACCUACCUCUCUUUCUCCAUAGCAGAGUUAAUGACAUCUAAAGACUGUUUUCUUUAACAAGAUUUAACUAGACCCUUGACUCUGAUCACCUUUGAACUGAAGUGAAGGACUAGCUCUUUUUAAGUAUUUCCUUUGCCCCACUCUAAGUCGACACAGCCCACUCAGGACUGGAGUACUCUAGUGAUUUGCCAUAGCACUGUCAGGCUUGACAUCCGAUUGGACCCAAUGUUAAAUCUUACCAUCAUAUCAAUUAGCGGACUGCAAACAAUGGACGAGUGACCAAUAUGGAGAGAGAAACGGAGACAGAGUGAGGCAGUGAAUGAUAAGAAGACUUUAUAGCACUAUAGAGUGCUAUAAAGAGACAGAGAGCGAAAUAGAGAAAUGCAGAGAGAUGCCGGCCCCCUCCUCCUCCACCAUGGAAGAGUUCAAAAGGUGCUCCUCUCUCCCAGCCUUGCGUGCCAUUGGAUAGGAUACAAGGUGGAUAGUGGGAAGCGCAGACGCGUUCAUCUUCAAUGUGGGCAUGCUAAGUGGUGAGGAGGGGUGGAGAGAGGUGGAAGAUUGGAGAGAGAGGGGGCGGAGAGGAAGGAGGGAUUUGUUUGUGAAUGGAGAAAGGGUUCUAUAAGGAGGCCAUUUACGGCAUAAGGCAUCAAUGAUAGCCCAGCCCCCCAAUUGUUGCUAUGUCGGGGUGUUAGAGGGGGUGCAGUGAGCUCACACGGGGUCGAGAACACAAGCAUAAGAGAGGUUACCCCCACACACACACACACACACACACAAACACACACACACACACACACACACACACACACACACACACACACACACACACACAUUCACACCUUUAAGAGAAGGGUCAUGACCAGGCUUGAUGAAGCCGUCAUAAACUUUGACAGACACUCACAAACACACACACACAAAUACACACUGUUAAGUUGUGAAGGGCAGGGUCAUGACCGAGGUUGAUGAAGACGUCAAAACUCUGACAGCUGUGAUUCGGCUUGGAGGAGAGGAAGCAAGGGAGGGACAGAGAAGGAGAGUAGAGACUGCAGAGGGGGUUUAAAUGUGAAUGGGACAGCCAGACUCCGGAAUGAAAAAGGAUCUCUGCGUUUUGUUCGAGUUUUGUUUUGAGUUUUGUUUGAGGUUUGACGCCGCCUUUGUAGAGGGCCUGUUCAGUUGUGGUUACUCAUCUGCUGCUGUUACUGUGUUUGGAUGUGGGCGUUAUCUACUGCAGUGUGUAUAUGUGUUUGUAUGUGAUAUACAGUGCAUUCGGAAAGUAUUCAGACCCCUUGACUUUUUCCACAUUUUGUUACAGCCCUAUUCUAAAAUUGAUUAAAUCGUUUUUUUCCCUCAUCAAUCUACACACAAUACCCCAUAAUGCCCCCCAAAAACUGGUUUUUAGACAUUUUUUGCAAAUGUAUUAAAAAUAAAAAAAAUGAAAUAUCACAUUUACAUAAGUAUUCAGACCCUUUACUCAGUACUUUGUUGAAGCACCUUUGGCAGCGAUUACAGCCUCGAGUCUGUGUGACGCUACAAGCUUGGCACACCUGUAUUUGGUGAGUUUCACCCAUUCCUCACUGCAGAUCCUCUCAAGCUCUGUCAGGUUGGAUGGGGAGCGUUGCUGCACAGCUAUUUUCAGGUCUCUCCAGAGAUGUUAGAUUGGGUUCAAGUCCAGGCUCUGGCUGGGCCACUCAAGGACAUUCAGAGACUUGUUCCGAAGCCACUCCUGCGUUGUCUUGGCUUAGGGUCAUUGUGUGCUUAGGGUCGUUGUCCUGUUGGAAGGUGAACCUUCGCCCCAGUCUGAGGUCCUGAGUGCUCUGGAGCAGGUUUUCACCAGUGGCCAGUGGCUGUUGUGCCCUUGGCCCGGAGUGCUGCGUUGUGCCCUUCUCCCUGAGUGCUGCGUGUUCAGAAGCACCUCUCACUCACAUGGCUCUCCCUCACAUGAUCAGGUUUUUCUCACAGGCUACAAGUGAAGACAGACACAUCGGGGACGCAACUGCGCUCGUCCUUAUCCAAUUCCGAGGUGCAUAUUGAAGAUAUAGGAAGAACUGUCCACAUGUACUUUUCGUCAGCCAACAAGAUGAGUAGGCCUAAUGAACAGCAAAAGCACUAGCCUAUGUCAAAAUUCUAUCCCCCAUAGUACAAAAGUUGACCUAUUCUGUGUGAGAAAUACAUAUUCCAAACAUGGUCUUGGUCAGUUGUGGGAUGCGAUAGAGCUAAAAUUAAUACAACCACUAGCAUCAAAAAACAUUAUUUACGCAAUGUGGCUGACGCAACCGAUCAGAACGUUUAGCUUAACAUGUUGAUAAACUUUUAGGCUAUUUCUUCACAUUAUAAGCGCAGCAAUGCACAUACAGCAGUAGGCUUUAAGCGCAAAUGUUCCAUUAGCGGACAAAAACACCAUUAUCAAAAGUGACCGCAAAUGCGAUUUAUGAAUGUAAUGCUUUUAUUUUAAAGGUGCAAUUCUAUGGUGAAAAAUGAUCUUCCCCAAACUUGAAACUCACGUACUGCUUAUGUACGCCAGUUAGGCUCUACACCCCUUGUAAGGCGGAUUAAUGUGCUUAAUUUUAAGAAGUUAUUUGGCCACUUUAGUUGUGAUACAAACCUUCUCAAAACAUAUAGGCCUAUGGGCUAGGCUACAUGAGGUGUGCGACUAUGAUUUUAAAAAAUCGCCAAAAAAAGGCAAUGUUUCUUGCCUUACACUGGGCAUCAUUCACAAGUGAUAAUAUAUAAUUCACAAGUGAUAGGUUAAUAUUGUCACCCGUCAGACCAUUCUUGAUUUAAUCUUGUCUUUACAUAUACUAAAUAAUAUAUGUGUGAAAUUUGUUUUGAUUUAGAAUAAACCAUUAUCAUGCACCUGUCUCGAAACAGGGGCAGGGGAAAAAAUACAUGUCAUCUAUGGACUUAAAUAGCGAAUGGAGGACGCUUUUCCCGUGGUUAAUUUUCAUGCCAGCCAGGUAGGCUAUACUUCUGUUGUAAAGAUAAGCAAUGUGCUUAAUAUUAGGAAAGUUGAGAAAUAAAUAUAGUAGGCCUAGCCUAUAGAAAGCUGAUGGGGAUCCUCCUCUUUUUAGUAGAGGCCAUCACUCUGUUUGUCUUGCAUAGCCUAUAGAAAUGUUGCGCAACAUGAGCUCAUGGGCUCUCGUGAAGUGUUUGAUUAGAUUUUCGAUUACAUUUGCAUUGAAGUCAGAGUGAUCAGAGGGACAAUAGAGUGCUGAGUACCAGGCAGUUAGCAAGUUUGGUAGGCUACUAAUGACCAUCAGCAGCAUCAGAGCUUGGAGAAGCCUAAUUACCGUGACUAAAUGGUCACGUGGAAUUUGACUGCCUUCAUGACUCGUGACCGUCGGUGUGGCGGUAAUACGGUCACCGCAACAGCCCUAUGCACAACUAACUUCAUUAGAUUUGAUCACUUUACACAUUUAUUUUGGGAUCCACCCAUUUAUCCACUCCUGUAAACGUCAUUUGCCUAAUGACUUCUGAGUGGAGAAGGACUGUCUCAUUUCAUACAAGCACAUUUUCGUCCAAGUCACUCUCCUCACCACCUCUCCUCGAUUACCUUUGACCUUUUUCAAAAGUAGCCGAGGGGCGGACAGUGACGGAGGAGUUAGCUAGCAUUAUUGCGAAAAUGCCAUAACUUCAGCCACUUGCGAAUUGAAGGCAAGUUGGCAAGUGCACUGUUUGGAUGCUGAAAUUAUUUUGGACGAACAUGCGAAGGUAACCUACGUUUUGAAGUGAUUUGUUUGACAAUUAGUUGAAAAUAUCAUGACUGGUUGUGUUCAUGCCACAUUAAAAUCUAAUACAUUUUUACAGUUAAAUAACGUCUUUACUAUAAAACCCAUAAAAAAACACACAUAGAAGGUCCCGUGAAAAAAACAUGACUCCUUUUGGAAAUGUGUGUGUGUGUGUGAUCACAGUGCUUUGCUGUGGGUGUUGCUUCUCCUUCUGUCUCUGUAAAACAAAGGUAUUGACAGUCUGAAUAUUCAUAUCCUGUCUGCCUCUCUCUCUGUGGGAGAAUACUGAAUACAUGAUCAUCACCUGUCUACUGAAAGAGAAGAGAAGAGAGCAAGCGAGAGAGACGAGUGAGUCCGAUAGAGAGAGAGAGAGAGAUGAGAUGGGUGAAGGGAGAACGAGUCAUUUACAUAUUCAAUUUUUUGCGCAAAUGCAAAUCCGGAUAAAAUGCAAAUCCAUCUCAUUACAUACAGUGUGUGUGUGUGCCUGCCUGUGUGUGUGUGUUUCUCUAUGACCCUGUCCUGUUGUCCUCUCUCUCGCUCUCUUGUCUGUCUGUCUGAGUCAGAAGUGCCCCUGACCGUUCCAGUGUGUCAGCUGUCAGCUGUCUAGGUGAUGGAUAGAGGGAGGGACGGAGUGAUGGAUGGAUGGAGUGAUAAAUGAGAGGCAUGGAUGGACAUCAGAGGGAGUUAUGGGUGCCCGAUAGACCUGGGGAAAACGAGAUGAGUUUUUCAGAGUUAACCAUUGUAGAGUAGUGACCCCAAGGCUGUCCCAAUCACUGCUCUGUGAUCAAGGGGCUCUUCUGAAUUGUAACGGAAUGUAGCUACUUAAACUUUGCAACCUAGUCUGAUUACGUAAUCCCUCUUGUGUUCCGGUACUACCUCUUGUGGUUUGUGAACAAAACCAGAUGAACUAUGAUUAUCCUCAAAGGAGAUGUGUGUCACCUCUGCAGUGUGUGGUGUAGUUAGACACAACAGGACAUCUGUAUGAGAGUCGAGUUAGAUAUUAUAAAUGGCUCCUCUGAGUGAGUGAGAUGUCAGCCUGUCAGCCUGGCUUCCCCUUAGGGUAAACCAGGAUUAGCUCCUACCUCACCACCGCACGCACACAGCCCUGUGUGUUUGUAUGUGUAAUGCAUUUGUCUCUGUGAAGGUGUUGACACUUGUCGUCUUUGAGUUCAUCUCUCCUCUUCCUCCAUCAGUCACCCAGACCUGCUAGUUACAUACUAGGCUAGGUGGAUUUAGUUUCGCAUUCACACAGUGUUUAGUGUGUGUAGGCUCAUGCUGGGGGAGGGCGGGUGGAGGGGUGUGCGAAAAUGACAGGGAGAAUUUGAUAGCAGGGCAAAAGCCCCCGGCAAAAUUAGGGAUCGAGAGCGAAAGAGACGAGCGCGAUGAGAGAGAGAGGAGAGAGAGAGAGAGAGCGCGAGAUGAGGAGACUGAGCGAGUACUGAAGGAGGAGUAGUAGCGAAGUUCUAGAGGACUUUUAUCUACCUCGCUCUCUCGCUCUCUCUCUCUCUCUCUCUCUCCUCUCUCUCUGUCCCCUCCUCUCUCUCUCGUAUCUCUCUCUCUCUCUCUCUCUCUCUCUCUUCUCUCUCUCUCUAUCCCUUACAGAGUUUGUAGUAGGCUACACUCAUUUACUCACUCUACCCAACUCAGCAGUUUCUGUAAAAUGAAGAGCGAAGGGGAAGGAGAAACUAUAGAAGUGGAGAGGGAUCUCUCGCACACACACACACACACACACACACACACACACACACACACACAGAGAGAGUUUAGAAAUAAUAGAGAGUAAUGUGAGUUGUCUACCUCCUACCUGCUGGGUUUGGCUAGCAGCUUCAGCUGCUCUCAUCAGGAGAUUGGAGACAAAAGCCAAGAAUCUGACUGUUUACAGUGUGUGUGUUUGUGUGUGUGUCCUACUGUCCUUCCUCCUCUGUCACCUGCCCUCACACACACACACUCCUACUGUGUGUAUUCCUGUCCUGCCCUGCAGGGGGCGGGACUCCUGUCUCUCUGAGUCUGAUGGAUGACCCAGGGGCUGUCCAUCAAAGAGACACGCGAUACCUGACCUCCCGUUGACAUGAACACACACACAUUGUCUCUCUCACACACAUGCACAAACACACUGGCACACAUACAACCAUACUGGCACAUAUAUUUUGGCACACUGUGAGCUAUUGAGCUGUAGCAGGAGGACAAGACUCAAUGCUGUGAGCUGGCUUUGUCUCCAUCCCACCCAGCCUUUCUCCCUUUUCUCCACAAUGAACAGAGGGAAGGUGAAAGAAAGAGAGAGAGAGAGAUAGAUAGAGAGAGAGAGCGAGAGAGAGAGAAGGAGAAUAAGAAAGGGAGGGAGUGUGGCCAUAAACACUCCUUAGUCUUUUCACGUCACUCUUUCUUUCUUUUUUCUGUCCUUCUCUCUUCUCAUUCCGUCUCUGAUAUUCUCGAUUUUUCAUCAUUCCUCUCUCUGAAGUGAAAAGGCUUGUGUGUGUCAUGAUGUGUGUUUGUGCUGAAAAGGGAGAGUGAGCGUUGACCUGGAAUGACAGCUCAUAAGGGUAUUAUGAAGGUGUCAUUAACCCUACAUAAGAGAGGGCUAUAGUAGACUGCUGCUCUCUUUCUCGCUCGCUCUCUCUCUCUCUCCUUCUCUCCACUCCUCUUUCCCCUCUGUCGCACCCUCACAAAGACCACCACCCUCAACAGUUUAUGACCUUGUGGUGUCACACACACACACACACACACACACACACACACACACACACACACACCAAGGCCUCUACUGACAAUAUUAUAAUACCCGGAACUUGGCAUGUAGCCUAUACACUCACUCAUUGAUAGCUGGGCUCAGUCAAAUAAAUACAUGUACUUUUCUUUUCUUACUAGCACUGACUUUCAGAGAACUUCUUUAUUGAGGAAAAAUGUACUUACUACGACUGUGUUAUGUUGCUGUCUCACCUAGCUAUCUUAAGAUGAAUGCACUUACUGUAAGUCGUUCUGUAAAAGAGCGUCUGCUAGCUAAAUGACUCAAAUGUAAAAUGUAGACAUCAAGGCCUACAGCUGUAAAGUGUUUGACAUACAGCCAUAAAAGCAGUGUUAACGGAUAUGAAUGGCUCCUAUCUGUGUGUGUGUGUGCAUGUUCUUAUGCUAUCAGUGUUUGAACUGGUAUCGAUUGAGCUAUAAAAAAAACAAUAACAAUCUUCAAAGCAUUCCUUUGUGUUUGAGAGAGAGAAGAGAGAGAGAGAGAGAGAGAGAGAGAGAACAUGUAAGGAAGAGUGUGUGAGAGGCAGAAGAGAGAGAACAUGUAAGGAAGAGUGUGUGAGAGGCAGAAGAGAGAGAUGGUAAGGAAUAUAGAGAGAGAGCGUGAGAAAGAAAGUGUGUGAGCGAGGUAGAGCCUCCCAGAAGGAGAGUGAUGGUUAGGACAGCGUUGAUUACAGAGACGGGACAUUCCUAUGGGAAGACUUCCUCUACUGUUGAGUGUCAUAAAACACUCUGUCAUACACACACACACACACACACACACACACACACUGUCAUCCCCCAUUUUCACACACAAACUCUGUCACCCUCCCACCCCUCCCCUACACACACUCUGUCAUUCCCACAUUCUGAACCACUACCACUGCGAUGACUUGGUCAUCCCCGGAAAUGAAAUAGGAGGAGUUAAUAACAUAAUUACUUCUAGAAGAGUUGUUAAGUAUUUAAUUAAUGGGUUGGCAACUAUGGGGGUUGGGCACUCUGAAUAUGUCAAACUAAGUAUUGUCAUGUCAAUGCAUUUGUCCUUUGUUGAUUGUAAAUGAAUGAAAAUUAAUGGAAUCCCACCUCUCUCUGUAGCAUGUAAGGUUGGUUUCAACAGAGCUGUAACUACAGACGGAGCAUGUUCUAAGUGUCCUCCACACAGUCACUCAGAGAAGGAGGGGGCUACUGUCUGUGAAUGCAACCAGGGAUACUACCGUUCUGAGAGUGACCCUGCAUCUAUGCCCUGCACACGUAAGAACACACACACACACACAAUUUCCCCCAGGGGGUCGAUCAAUCGAUCAGUCUACACAUCUGUACUCUUUCUCCUCUCUAUUCCUCUUCUCUCUUUUGUCCUUCCUCUUUCCUUUUUUUUGCCCUCUGUCUCUUUCAUCUUAGUCCUCCCUCUGUACUGAUCCAAUGACUUAUGACUAAUCCACCAUGUCCUGGAUGGGAGAUAAGGCAUUGCGAUCGAAUGAAUAAUCCUCAGGCUCAGCCUCAGUUACAUGUCACUUUCUGCCCCUCUCUCUCUCUCCUUCUCUCUCUCUCUCUCUCUCUCUCUCUCUCUCUCUCUCUCUCUCUCAGCAACUGUGAUCUGACUGAGACCUUGGUCUGUUUGUCGUAAACUUAAUUAUGCCUAUAUACAGCACAUGGUUCAGCCAGUCAGCCUGAGAAAACAGACAACACACACAAAACAUAACGGAAAACUGUACCACAGAGGAAAGUAUAUGUAACCAUAACCACAAUAUAUUUUCUAACUCAACCUCCCUGUGCUAUUUAUCCCAGAACCCCCAUCUGCUCCGCAGCAGCUGAUCUCCGAGGUCAACGAGACAUCAGUGGUUCUGGAGUGGAGCACCCCCCUCAGGCUCGGAGGGAGACGUGAUAUCAGCUACAGUGUGGACUGCCUGCUCUGCCACGGACCUGAGGGUCAAACCGGGAAUCAAACUCCGAUGGGGAGUCAACUUGGAGAAGCUGGUAGCCUUGGGGGUCUUAAGGAGCCUCUUGGGGCCCAGCUCUGCUUGCCCUGCAGUCAAGACGUCCUGUUCUCCCCCCAGCAGAGUGGCCUAAGGGCCACCAGAGUGUGUGUGAGCGAGCUGCAGGCACACACACGCUACACCUUCACCAUCCGCGCCCGCAACGGGGUCUCCCAGGGCCACACUGCAGGGGCAGGACAGAGUGUGUCUGUCACUCUCACCACCAACCAGGCCGGUGAGUUUAUGUGUGAAGGAGUAUGUAAGUAAGGUGGGGAGUUUGUGUGUUUUCAGGGGCCAAGCACAGGCUGUCCAUUGCAUGGGGUGUGGGGGAUUGAGGGGUGCUUGCGAGUGUGUGUGAGAAUGUCUGUGAAGCGGGUAGCCUUUAAUGUGGGAAUGUGAAUUGGAUUAAGUUUGAAUAAGUUUGUGUGCCUAGUGGUGUGUGUCUAUACAGUGCCUUCAGAAAGUAUUCAGUUACAGCCUGAAUUCAUAAUUGAUUAAAUACCCCAUAAAGGGAAAAGGUGUUUUUAGAAAAAAAAUGUUUUAUUGAAAAUUAAAUACAGAACGAACACAUUUACAUAAGUAUUCACACCCCUUUGCUAUGACACUCGAAAUUGAGCUCAGGUGCAUCCAAUUUCGUUUGAUCAUCCUUUAGAUGUCAGUACAACUUGAUUGGAGUCCACAUGUGUCCAAUUAAAUUGUUUGGACAUGAUUUAGAAAGAAACACCCCUUGUCUAUAGAAGCGCAUGUCAGAGCAGAAACUAUACCAUGAAUUCCAAGGAACUGUCCGUACAUCUCCGAGAUUAAGCAUAUAUUUGGGGAAGGGUAUAAAACAAUUUCUAGAGUGUUGAAAGUUUCCAAGAGCACAGUGGUCUCCAUCAUUGGGAAAUUGGAAAAUAAUUGAACUACCCAGACUCUGCCUAGAGCUGGCCGUCCGACCAAACUGAGCAACCGGGCAAGAAGGACCUUGACCAAGAACCCAAUGACCACUCUGACAGAACUACAGAGUUCCUUGGCUGAGAUGGGAGAACCUGCCAGAAGAACAACCGUCUUUACAGCACUUCACCAAUCUGGGCUUUAUGGUAGAGUGGCCAGACGGAAGCCACUCCUGAGAAAAAGUCACAUGACCGCACGCUUGGAGUUUGCAAAAAGGCACGUGAAAGACUCAGAGCAUAAGGCCAAAGAUUCUGUGGUCUGAUGAGAUGAGAUAAAACACUUUGGCCUGAAUACAAAGCGCAAUGUCUGGAUAAAACCAGGCACAGUACAUCACCCGUCUAACACCAUCCCUACCGUGAAGCAUCAUGCUAUGUGGAUGAAUGGUAAGGAUACAGGGAACAAUGAAUGGACGUUCCAACAGGACAGCCAAAGCAAGGCUAGAAUGGCUUCAGAACAAGAAUGUGAAAGUCCUUCAGUGGACCAGCCAAAGGCCAGACUUGAAUCCCACUGAAAAUCUGUGGAAAGACUUGAAGAUUGCUGUUCAGCGCUGAUCCCCAUCUAACUUAACAGAGCUUGAGAAAAUGGAAGAAAAUCCCCAAAUCCAGAUGUGCAAAGCUAAUAUUUACAUUUUAGUCAUUUAGCAGACGCUCUUAUCCAGAGCAACUUACUGGAGCAAUUAGGGUUAAGUGCCUUGCUCAAGGGCACAUCAACAGAUUUUUCACCUAGUCAGCUCGGGGAUUAGAACCAGCAACCUUUCAGUUACUGGCACAACGCUCUUAACCACUAAGCUACCUGCCGUCCAUAAUACAGACAUACCCAAGACGACUUAAAGCUGUAAUCGUUGCCAAAGGUGUUUCUACAAAGUAUUGACUCAGACGUGUGAAUACUUAUGUAAAUGAGAUAUUUCUGUAUUUCAUUUUCGAUAAAUUUGCAUGUAAUCCAUUUUUAAUUCAGGCUGUAACAAAAUGUGGAAUAAGUUAAGGGGUAUGAAUACAUUCUGAAGGCACUGUACAUGGGAGUUAUGUGUGUGCGUGUCUGAGUGUGUUUGUGUCAAACUCUCAAGGAGUUACUUGUCUCAGUGACAUAAACAGAAUGCCACAGUGAUGUCAUCAUCUUAUUGGUUUAUGUUGAUGUUUAGAUUGCGUGUGCGUGCGUGCGGGGAGAAAGUCUGCUCGUUUGAUCACCUCUACAUUUAGGAUGUCUGUAUAGUUUUACGAGGUGUUGCAUUUUAGCUUCUUCGGGGAGUGUGAGUCAGAUGGGGUGUGUGCUUAUGUAUGUUUUUUUUCGUGUGGUUUACUGUAUGUGAACUGUAACACAGCCCACUCACUCUAGUAUCUUUACAAUGUCUUUGGCUGCGUUUACACACGAAGCCCAAUUCUGAUAUAUUUUCCACUAAUUUAUCUUUUGACCAAUCACAUCAGAUCUUUUCACAUCAGAUCUUUUUCAGAGCUGAUCUGAUUGGUCAAAAUAUCAAUGAGUGAAAAAAAAAAGAAGAUCCGAUUUGGCUGCCUGUCUAAACGCAGCCUCUGAGUCACAGAUAGUGGCUGCUCUAACUACCUGGGAAGUGUGUUGUUUCCUUGUGUAGCGUAAUGACACCUACUGGGUGCAAAAUGAGAAGGCUGGGAACUAUUACUCAAAGGCAAAACAGUGUUGUCAUUCAAUACUCAUACACUCUGAAAUAACUAUUUUCUCUUUAGUGAGUCAGCAUCAUAUACUGUAUCCAUACAAACACAUAGACUAAACCCUCUUCUCCUGACAUUCAGGAUGUCAGAGGGAUUAUCACAAUAAUACAGGGACAUAAAAGAAAGAGGAAGACUAUAUUAGAGGGAUAGAAAGGAAGUGGGAAAGACAAGGAUAAAGGGAUAGAAAGGAAGUGGGAAAGACAAGGAUAAAGGGAUAGAAAGGAAGUGGGAAAGACAAGGAUAAAGGGAUAGAAAGGAAGUGGGAAAGACAAGGAUAAAGGGAUAGAAAGGAAGUGGGAAAGACAAGGAUAAAGGGAUAGAAAGGAAGUGGGAAAGACAAUGAUAAAGGGAUAGAAAGGAAGUGGGAAAGACAAGGAUAAAGGGAUAGAAAGGAAGUGGGAAAAGACAAGGAUAAAGGGAUAGAAAGGAAGUGGGAAAGACAAUGAUAAAGGGAUAGAAAGGAAGUGGGAAAGACAAGGAUAAAGGGAUAGAAAGGAAGUGGGAAAGACAAGGAUUAAAGGGAUAGAAAGGAAGUGGGAAAGACAAGGAUAAAGGGAUAGAAAGGAAGUGGGAAAGACAAUGAUAAAGGGAUAGAAAGGAAGUGGGAAAGACAAUGAUAAAGGGAUAGAAAGGAAGUGGGAAAGACAAGGAUAAAGGGAUAGAAAGGAAGUGGGAAAGACAAUGAUAAAGGGAUAGAAAGGAAGUGGGAAAGACGAUGAUAAAGGGAUACAAAGGAAGUGGGAAAGACAAUGAUAAAGGGAUAGAAAGGAAGUGGGAAAGACAAGGAUAAAGGGAUAGAAAGGAAGUGGGAAAGACAAGGAUAAAGGGAUAGAAAGGAAGUGGGAAAGACAAGGAUAAAGGGAUAGAAAGGAAGUGGGAAAGACAAUGAUAAAGGGAUAGAAAGGAAGUGGGAAAGACAAGGAUAAAGGGAUAGAAAGGAAGUGGGAAAGACAAGGAUAAAGGGAUAGAAAGGAAGUGGGAAAGACAAUGAUAAAGGGAUAGAAAGGAAGUGGGAAAGACAAGGAUAAAGGGAUAGAAAGGAAGUGGGAAAGACAAGGAUAAAGGGAUAGAAAGGAAGUGGGAAAGACAAUGAUAAAGGGAUAGAAAGGAAGUGGGAAAGACAAUGAUAAAGGGAUAGAAAGGAAGUGGGAAAGACAAUGAUAAAGGGAUAGAAAGACAGGAUGAAAAGAGGUGAGACAGGUCGUGGCCUGUUCCCCAGAGAAAAGGUAAAAGUGUCACCCAGGACUCAGCUGUGGUGAAUUGGGUCAUUGUGAUUGCCAUCAAACGUUCAGGGAAAUUGUUUUUUUAUAACUCAAAAUGUGUUAUGCGGAUGUUAUGCCAUUGCGUCUUAUGCAUUAUUUUCUGGUGAACUAUUCAAGAGAUUCAAUACACAAACAUAGAAGCCAUGAUAUAUCUUGUUCUGUCGUAGUUCUUCAACUUGUGUACCUCUCUCACUCACUCAGCUCCCUCCCCAGUUACAUCCAUCCAGGCCGGUGAUGUCACCAGGCAUGGUGUGUCAUUGGCAUGGCAACAGCCCGACCGUCCCAAUGGGGUCAUCCUGGAGUAUGAGGUCAAGUACUACGAGAAGGUGAGAUGCCUCAUGGGAACCGCGGUUCAGAAAUCAGAUAUUCUACACUCUUAGAAAAAAGGGUUCCAAAAGAGUUAUUCGGCUGUCCCCAUAGGAGAACCAGUUUGGGUUCCAGGUAGAACCCUAUGUGGAAAGGGUUCUACAUGGAACCCAAAAGGGUUCAACCUGGAACCAAAAAGGGUUCUUCAAAGGGUUCUCCUAUGGGGACAGCCAAAGAACCCUUUUAGGUUCUAGAUAGCACUUUUUUUUUCCUGUUAUGUUAUGUGUAUCUAUACAUGUUUGUGAGUGUUCACAUGCUAUCUGCUUAAACUGGUAUCAAUAGACCUAUGAAACAACCAAUAAACAAUCUUCAAAGCAUUCCUUGUGUUUGACACGGAAAAAGAGAGAGGGAGAAAUGGAGAUAACAUGAUUAAAAAAAAUUAGUGGGAGUUGGGAGAGAAACAGAGAGAAAGAUAGACGGGAGUGAUCUGUAAUUGUGUGGCUACAGUUUGUGUCCUUGCUUGUCUUGUUUUGUGAUUAUAGACCUAGAGUCCACAGGGAGAGGUAUUUCACUCCAGAUCCACACAGAUAACAUUGUUCUACAACUUCAAGUUACAUUUUAGGAUCAUGACCUCAUCCGUUACCCCUUUUCUUUACACUUGCCAAUUAAAAUGAGGUGUAUUUAAGUUAUGCUGUAUUUUGGAAAGGUUCAUAUAUUUGACCACAGAUUUCUGCUCAGGCAUUGACACAUUCCUCCCGUUUCUCUCUUCCUGUCUCUCAUCCAAUCAGGAUCAGAAGGAGAGCUCCUACCGCAUCAUGAAGACGGCGUCUCGCAGUGCUGACAUCACUGGGCUGAGCCCGCUUACUGUGUACUUGUUUCAGGUGCGCGCUCGCACAGCCGCCGGAUACGGAGAGUUCAGCGCCCCCUUUGAGUUCUCCACCAACUCAGGUAGAACACAUGUAUUCUAUUCUAUUCUGUUCGGCUGUUUUUGAGCAAGGGAUAUAGCAUUUUUUGUAACCUGUUUUUGAAUGAAAACAUCCUUGUUUGUAACCUGUUGUCUCCUCCCCCUGACAGAUCCCUUGCCUCUGAUUGGUGAUGCCGCUAACUCCACCCUGCUCCUGCUGUCAAUCAGCGGAGGUGUGAUUCUACUGCUCAUCUCCACCGCAGUCUUCAUCAUCAGCCGCAGGUACAAACACGCACAGCCUCAGAAACACACACACAUCUGUGUGUGUGUAUCACCUGGGGCUUUGGAGGGGGAUUAGAGAGGAGACAGUGUGUCCUUCUAAAGGACUGAUUGCUCACCUGGUAAUCCCCUUGUCCCUGAUUUAUCAUUAGUGUCUCCAUAACAACACAGCCACUGUAUCGGCUUCCCCCUGGCCUCCAAACACUCACACACAACCUCUCCCUUGAGGCCUCUUUUUAAUAUUAAUAAUUAAUAUGCCAUUUAGCAGACGCUUUUAUCCAAAGCAACUUACAGUCAUGCGUGCAUAAUUUUUUUUUGUGUAUGGGUGGUCCCGGGGAUCGAAUCCACUACCUUGGCGUUACAAGCGCAGUGCUCUACCAGCUGAGCUACAGAGGACCACACUGCUUAAAGACACAAUGGGUGUUACAGACAGGUUCUGUAAGAACACACCUUUCUUCCUAUAUUACCCGAGGCACUAUUCUCUCUCCUUCCCACCCUCCAUCCCCCCUUCUCCUUCUUCCCUUCUACUCGUCUUAAAUAGCCAAUCUCUGCUUGGAUUGGUCAAAGUAGCUGUCAAUCACUCACAUUGUGUGUUCUGUGCCACUCACUACUUCUUCCUCUACCUCUCUUCUUUCAGGAGGGGCAAAUACAGCCAAGCCAAGCAAGACUCAGAGGAGGAGAAACACCUAAACCCAGGUAAGACCACACAUGCACACACACACACACUCACACUCCAUUCUAUUCUGUGUCUCCAUCCCUUCAAACUCAUUUUCUCAACCCAUCAUCUUCCCUUUCUCCAUCUGUAGAUGUGAGGAUAUACGUGGACCCGUUCACCUAUGAGGACCCGGACCAGGCGGUUCAUGAGUUUGCCAAAGAGAUUGACGCCUCCAACAUACACAUAGAGAAGGUCAUUGGCAUCGGUAAGGGAGCCUGACACACAUUCACACACACACACACACACACAACACACACAAACUCACAGUAAAUCAUCGAGGUUUGAAGGUGUGUGUGAUACUAAUGCUGUGUGUUGUAGGGGAGUUUGGGGAGGUGUGUAGCGGCCGUCUGCGUCUCCAGGGAAAGAGGGAGAUCUACGUGGCCAUAAAGAGUCUGAAGGCAGCAUACUCCAACAAACAGAGGCAGGACUUCCUCUCUGAGGCCAGCAUCAUGGGACAGUUCGACAACCCGAACAUCAUCCGACUGGAGGGUGUGGUCACACGCUGUGAGUGAUUGACAGCUACUUUGACCAAUCCAAGCAGAGAUUGACAGGUUCUGUCUGCAUUUAUAUAGAUACAAAAAAGCAGAGGACCCGAAACUGAUCCUUGUGGAACACCCCCCUGUCUUAAUCACUGCUUGUUUGACUCCUGUGCAGGUAAACCAGUGAUGAUCAUCACAGAGUACAUGGAGAAUGGAUCUCUCGACGCCUUCCUCAGGGUAAGAGAGAGAAAAGGUCUGUCUGUGUCUGUCUGUCAGUCUUUGUACUGCGUGUUAUGUUCUAAAGCAGGGGUGUUUUUGGUUUUUCCUUUCAAUUAAGACCUAGAAAACCAGAUGAGGGGAGUUCCUUACUAAUCAGUGACCUUAAUUCAUCAAUCAAGUACAAGGGAGGAUGAAAACCCGUAGACACUCAGCCCUCCGUGGAAUGAGUUUGACACGUGUUCUAAAGUCUCUCUCUCUCUCUCUCCAUUAGAAACAUGACGGUCAGUUCACAGUGAUCCAGUUGGUGGGCAUGCUGCGUGGCAUCGCGUCGGGCAUGAAGUACCUGUCUGACAUGAGCUACGUUCACCGAGACCUGGCUGCCCGCAACAUCCUGGUCAACAGCAACCUGGUGUGUAAGGUGUCUGACUUCGGCCUGUCACGAGUACUCCAAGAGGACCCUGAGAAUGCCUACACUACACGGGUAAGAACACAGAAACACAGGGAAGAACAUAGAACACAAACAUGCCUAUUACUCUGGGGUAAUGAUUUAGUAUGUAAAAUAUGUUCAUGUUUUAAUGAUUGUAAGAUCACUCACCUUUGAAAUGUGGGUCCUUAUUAGCACUAUAAUGCUAGACUGUGGAUCCAAAUAAAGCAUUCCUCAGUUUCUUCCCAUGUGUUACAGGAGGUGACUGGGACAUACCACUCUCCAGGGGGGAAGAUCCCCAUCAGAUGGACCUCUCCAGAGGCCAUCGCCUACAGGAAGUUCACCCCAUCCUCUGACACCUGGAGCUACGGCGUGGUCAUGUGGGAGGUGAUGUCCUAUGGAGAGAGACCAUAUUGGGACAUGAGUAACCAGGAUGUAAGUGUGUUUUCUAUGCAAUAACUCAACUGGAUUUUCCCCUGAAAGUGCAAUAUUUUUCAUGUGGACUGAAGCAAAGUUAGACAGUUAUAGUGCAUUCGGAAAGUAUUCAGACCCCUUGACUUUUUCCACAUUUUGUUACGUUACAGCCUUAUUCUAAAAUUGAUUAAAUAUUUUUUUCCCUCAUCAGUCUUCACACAAUACCCCAUAAUGACAAAGCGAAAACAGGUUUUUAGAAAUGUUUUCAAAUGUAUUCACUGUAGACUAAGUUAGUUAAACAUGCUUUCUUACCCUCUUUCUCUAUACCCUCUUCUCUCUCCCUCCCCCUCUCUCCAGGUGAUAAAAGCAAUAGAUGAGGGCUACCGUCUGCCCCCUCCAAUGGACUGUCCUGUGUGUUUACACCAGCUGAUGUUAGACUGCUGGCAGAGAGAGAGAACACACAGACCCAGCUUCACACAGAUCCUCAACAUGCUGGAUAAACUCAUCCGCAACCCGACCACCACUCUGAGGACAGGAGGAGACCGGUACACACACACACAGGACACAAUGUCUUUCAUUGCAAGCUCUUUCAAUGUGCUUUCAGCAUAACAUUCACUCACCAUAACUAUCUCAUCCUCUUUCUUUAUCUCUCUGUGCAGACCUGUUCCCAGUCUGUUGGAGCCUGUAGUAGGUCCAGAGUUUGUGUCAGUGUGGUCAGUAGAAGACUGUCUCCAGGCUAUAGGGAUGGGCAUGUACAGAGACACCCUCACUGCUGCUGGAUACACCAGCCCUGACAGCCUGCUAACCCUCACACACCAGUGAGUCUCUCUCUCUGUCUGUCUCUCGCUAUCUCUUUCUCUCUGUCUAUCUCUCUGUCUCUAUCCCCCCCCCCCCCCUCUAUAUAUCACUAUCGCUCUCUCUGUUUCUCUCCCUCUAUCCCCCUCUCUCUGUCUGUCUGUCUGUCUGUCUGUCUAUCUGUCUGUCUCUUUCUUUCUUUCUGUGUGGGUGUGUGCAUGGUCUUCUUCAUGUCUAAUUGAAUUAUUCCAUGUUUCCAGGGACAUGGCCAGUAUAGGAAUCGUCACACGAUCCCACCAGGACCAGAUCCUUGCCAGUGUGCAGCAGGUAUUGCUGUCCCACAUGCAACAAAUACAGGAACAGAUGCCAGACAGUAUGGUUCCUGUCUGAGCCAGUGAAUGGAUACAAAACUGAAACAAUUUGUUUUUUAUGAUUUCCAUUUACCUUAUCCAUGCACUUUAGAAUGAGAUUUUCACAAGGAAUAACAUCAACAUACAAAAAACUACAACAGAAAAUAUGAACGGAGGAGAGAAAAGCAGCACUUUUAUAAACCCUAUAACCUUUGACCUUUGA
This is a messenger RNA of Coregonus sp. 'balchen', 20451 nucleotides long. Lineage: Eukaryota; Metazoa; Chordata; Actinopteri; Salmoniformes; Salmonidae. The record is from the annotation of a GenBank genome assembly.